AUGCUCGACGGUCUCCAUUAUUUCGACGGCGUGGAUUGCUUGACGGAUAGGGAGACGAUCGAUGAGAACAAGCCAGAAGGGAUCCGGUCGGAGAGCCCUCCGAUUCCCGAGAGCCCGAGGAAUUGUCCGCGAAGAGAGAUCAAGCGACGACGAAAAUCCUCGAGAGGCAUCAAGAGCGUCGACAAUACCUGUCCCAUUUGUGAGAGGACUUUUCAACAGCUCGGUCAUCUGAGGGCUCAUUUCUUCCUGCACACUGGUGAGAAACCCUUUGUCUGCGAAAUCUGCGACAAAUCCUUCGCUCAAUCAGGCCAUCUGAUCUCACACAUAAAUAGUCAUACUAGUAACCGACCUUAUGUGUGCGACUAUUGUGGCAAACGCUUCACGCAGAGUGGCCAUAAGAGGAAUCACGAGCGCGCUCAUUUGGGCAUUCGGCUUUACAAAUGUGAUCAGUGCGAUAAGGCCUUCACUCAGUCCGGUCAUCUGGUCAAUCACCUUCGGAUCCAUGACGGCGACAAGCCAUACACCUGCGAAGUCUGCGGCAAGACAUUCACUCAGUCGGGCCAUCUCAAAAGCCAUAUGAAGAAGCACUACAACUUCAAGAGCGAGUCGCUAGAGUCGCAUGAUUGUCAAUUCUGCGGGAAACAGUUCUCACGGAAUGAGUUCCUCAAUGAUCAUCUGAAGAUACACCGGGAUCCGCGACCGUUUACCUGUCCCCGUUGUCCAGCGAAAUUCUCGAGCCUGACAUUCUUGGGUAUUCACGCGGUCCUACAUAUCGAGCAGGAGUGA
Galendromus occidentalis (western predatory mite) is the source of this 786-nucleotide messenger RNA. Its product is annotated as gastrula zinc finger protein XlCGF8.2DB-like. Gene Ontology annotation, cellular component: nucleus. Gene Ontology annotation, biological process: regulation of transcription by RNA polymerase II. The transcript is spliced from 5 exons. The record is from RefSeq and is a predicted model, not a curated record. The coding region runs from base 1 to 786 and encodes 261 amino acids. NCBI's taxonomy places the organism in Eukaryota, Metazoa, Arthropoda, Arachnida, Mesostigmata, Phytoseiidae. Gene Ontology annotation, molecular function: DNA-binding transcription factor activity, RNA polymerase II-specific; RNA polymerase II transcription regulatory region sequence-specific DNA binding.